AGCCAUUUUGGCUCAAGUGUUUGGGACUGCUCCAGGAGCAGCGCACCUCGCGCGGGGCGGGCAGCCAUGCGUGCCGGCCGCCUCGCCUCGCCGUGCCCAGGCGAGUGGAGGGCUAGCCACGCGCACCGAGAGUCUUCCGGCUGGCGCCAUGGCGACAAGCCGAGACCGGGCCUGCGCGCCGCUGUACGCAGGCUCGGCUUCGCUGCCCGGACUGGUCGCUGGCCGCUCAUGAGCGACGUGGCCAGUCUCGCUCGCGUCGCUGCUCAUGCCGAUCGCGAGCCUCAUCGUGCUGGUCGCGCUGCUGCGCCGGAGCUGGAGGCUGCGGCUGCGGGCGAGGCCCGUGCUCGUGAUCGUGCUCGUGAUGCUCUUGCUGAGCCAUUGGCGGCUUGCAAGCUCGUGCUCGUGUGCCUUCCACCUACAUCACCGAGUCCGGCGCGUUUGCUGCAUCAGCCUCGUGUGCUACCGCCGCCGCCACCUGGAGAGCCUCGCCAUGCGGGCGCGGGCCAGCAGGGCGAUGGCCGCCUGCGGUCGGCCUCGCGCCGUCGCCGCCGCUGCCAGCCCGAGGCCGAGCCGCGUCCGCGAUCGGGCUCGCGCGUGCGGCUCGCCACCGAGGAGGACGAGAUCGUGCAGCAGGUGACGGCUGAGGCACAGGCCACCGCCGCUGUCGUGUCCUUGACUGCCAGGUGCCAGGCGACGGCAUGCCGGAACGCGUGGCCCAGACGCCGCGCCGCCGCUGCGCGCGGUGCCGGUGAGGGUCAGCCGCGCGUCGACGAGGUGGUCGCCGCUGCUCCGCCCACGGCUGCUCCGCCUACGGCGAUGCAGAGGGUGCAGCGCGUGCAGCCUACCACGGACAUCCAGGCGGCGGACGGCGCGGUCCGCCUCCUUAAGCAGCAGCUGUCCAGGGUCGAGGCCGUGCUGCACUGGAGGGAGAAGGCGGCCCCACACUCCCCGCAGGUGCAGGACUUCCAGUGGAGGGCGUGCGAGCUGCGGCGCCUGGUGGAUGAGGCCGUCGGGCGGCGGGCCGCGCUGGACCCUGGAGGCCCCCCCGGCGCCGCCGCUGUGUAGGCUCGGGCCGCUGCUGCGGCCGGGCCGCCGCCGCCUACUGGGAGAGCCGGCUCCUGCGAGAGCCCAGGCAGGCGGGACUGAGGCAGGCAUGGCGUAUAGAUAAUCGUGC
Messenger RNA from Prorocentrum cordatum, 1174 nucleotides. The record is from the annotation of a GenBank genome assembly. Lineage: Eukaryota; Dinophyceae; Prorocentrales; Prorocentraceae.